Molecule: messenger RNA, 1141 nt
Organism: Mytilus californianus (California mussel)
Lineage: Eukaryota; Metazoa; Mollusca; Bivalvia; Mytilida; Mytilidae
Product: mytilin-2
Exons: 4
Coding region: 77-1102 (341 amino acids)
Source: RefSeq, a predicted model, not a curated record
CUACAUAUGGACUGAGAGAAGACGGAUACACGAACGUUUCCUGUAUUAUCAUGGUAAAGUCAAACAUCUGAACACCAUGUUUAAACAGAGUUACCAAUUAUGCCUCGUGUUUCUAUUAUUCGUCUGUUUCUAUCAGUCUGUGAAAGGCAACUAUGGUAAACGAUCGAAAUAUCAAAAACACAAAGGAACAAUUCCAUACUAUAGCAAUCGAUAUCAUCAUGCCAGGAGACAAACUGCUUUGUCUCGCACCGGUAAGAGUGAUUCUUCGCCAUUUCAGAUAAUUCUCCGAGCUAUUAACAGAAGACCCGGUCCACAAAUAAAUGGCAGAGGUAAAAAAUCGGUCACGAGAACUUUGGGUAUGCUGCAAAGUGUAUUGUCACAACGUCGUGGGUUAUAUAAUCAUCGAUCUCAAAAGAGUCAAAACGUAUUUGGUGUUCUUCAGAAUCUUCUGAAAAAUGUAAGAAUGUUUAAAAGAAAUAUUGGCAGAUUGUAUGUGUCUGACAUUGUUCGAAGAAGGAUCCCAACCGUAAACGCUCAGGCAACGGCACGAGUAAAUGUUCAGGCAACGGCAGGAGUAAAUAGUCUGACAACAGCAGUGAACACGGAUAGUCAAACUAGAACAUUGAACACACUGAGAGCAACGGGUUGGUUUAAGGAAGUUUCUGAAAAUCGAUUGAUCAUGCAACAAGUACUAAGAGCCAGUCUAAAUGGCGUUAUUGCUGGAUGGAUUGAAACAUUAGCAAGAAGAGAUCUUAUGGAAGAAUUUAUAGAUUAUCCACAGGCCUUUGCAAUAAUUACGAAUACCGUUUUAUCUUCAAGUCAAAAGCAACUCAUUCUGGAUUUAGGAGGAAACGAUCAACUUCAAGAACUUUUGGAAAAUGUUCCAGCAUUUACUUUAAUAUUAAAUUAUGUUCAAACUCAGGACCGAGUACAAAUGAUCGUUACAAUAAGUGAAACUGGAAACAUGGAUAAAUUAAUUUCUAAUCUAGGAGUACUGAACCGGUUUCUAAGUAAUGCUAUUACUCCCGGUCAAACUGCUGCCAUACGGAAUCUAGCAGAGAAUGGACAGCUAGAGCAAUUCAUUGACAACCAACGAGGGUGAACACAUGUAUCAAGUAUAAUAAAAUCUAUAUAAAAUGGG